Molecule: messenger RNA, 1410 nt
Organism: Drosophila kikkawai
Lineage: Eukaryota; Metazoa; Arthropoda; Insecta; Diptera; Drosophilidae
Gene: PGAP5
Product: Per1-like protein PGAP5
Biological process (GO): endoplasmic reticulum to Golgi vesicle-mediated transport; GPI anchor biosynthetic process
Cellular component (GO): endoplasmic reticulum-Golgi intermediate compartment
Molecular function (GO): phosphoric diester hydrolase activity
Source: RefSeq, a predicted model, not a curated record
UUUUUCGACGGCCGAGUUGCGGUCAUACCAUACCAUAGUAAACAAAGUUUAUUAUCAGAAUUGCUUUAAAAUGUGCUUAAUUCGCAAAAUAAGAGUGUUUUCCCUUCUAUACAAGUGAAACCUGAAGCUGAAUAACUUUAAAUACAACCAAGACCCUGCUCUGCAAGAGAAUAAGCGGUUAAAUCCACAAAUAUUGAGCAAUCAAAAUGCGAUGGCUGUACGCCUGCUUUGUGAUCCUGCUCUGCGCCUUGAUCUUCUGCGAAUAUGUGGCCGACUUUGUGGUUCUGCAAAAGUGCAAAUGGCCGGAGAUUAAGCGAAAGAAGUACGUGGACGAUCCGCUGCGAGCCAUGAUUAUAGCGGAUCCUCAUCUCCUGGGACCACAUCGUGGCCACUGGCUGGACAAGCUCUACCGGGAAUGGCAUAUGACGCGAGCUUUCCGGGCGGCAUCGCGGCUCUUUCAGCCGGAUGUGGUUUUUGUGCUCGGCGAUUUGUUCGAUGAGGGCGAUAUGGUGAGCGAUAAGCAGUUCCAGGAAUAUGUAUGGCGGUACUUGAAGAUGUUCCACCUGCCCCCGGGUAUACCGCUUAUCAGCAUUGUGGGUAACCAUGACGUCGGCUUUCACUACAAAAUGCAUCCCUUCUUCAUGGUUCGCUUCGAGAACUAUCUGAACAACUCGCUGGUGAACCUGUACACCAUCAAGCAGAUUCACUUUGUCCUGAUCAACUCAAUGGCCAUGGAAGCGGAUGGCUGUAUGUUCUGUACCCAGGCGGAGGAUCAGCUGAGGAACAUCUCGCGCACUCUCCACUGCAUGAAGUAUCCUCUGGAGGCGGAGUGCGCCCGAACGCGGCGCCAUCCCUAUAGCCAGCCCAUCCUCCUCCAGCACUUUCCCACAUACCGGGUCUCGGAUGCCGCGUGCCAGGAGCAUGAUGCUCCCUUUAUCGAGGGCUUUCGCGAGCGCUUCCACGUUCUGUCCAAGGAUGCCACGGACAUGCUGGGUGACCUGCUGAAUCCGAGACUGGCCUUUGCGGGCCAUUCGCAUCACUAUUGCCACAGCGUUAAUCGACUGGGCAUCAACGAGUACACGGUGGCGUCCUUCAGCUGGCGGAACAAGGUCAAUCCCAGCUUCAUGCUGGCCACUAUCACCCCCGAUGACUACGUGGUGGCCAAGUGCAAAAUGCUGCCGCAGCAGUUCGUCUUUAACAGCUACCUAAGUGCUGGCAUCCUCUGCCUUAUGGUCAUUGCGUUCCGGCUGCGCCAGUGCCUCGUGAGGGCCCAGAUCUCUCCAGAUCCGCGAAAGGACAACUAGUUAGUAGAGAAAAGUAUACCAAGUGCAUCCUCUUUUGUGAUUUACGCCUGAAUGGGGCAUAGUUUAGAGACUAGACACAGCCAGAUUAAAGAUUCCAGAACCAGAA